Messenger RNA from Telopea speciosissima, 825 nucleotides. RefSeq names its product protein P21-like. Gene Ontology annotation, cellular component: extracellular region. Bases 22 to 702 code for a protein of 226 amino acids. The record is from RefSeq and is a predicted model, not a curated record. The transcript has a single exon. Gene Ontology annotation, biological process: defense response. Lineage: Eukaryota; Viridiplantae; Streptophyta; Magnoliopsida; Proteales; Proteaceae.
CUCUCGCUUAGUUACAAAAAAAUGGUCCUCUCGAGAAACCUUUCUUCCAUCUCCAUCAUUUUCACUGCAGUCUUCUUCACCUUCGCACAGGCAGCCAACUUUGAGAUCAGGAACAAUUGCGGGUACACAGUCUGGGCUGCUGCUACACCAGGUGGUGGGAGAAAGCUUAACCGGGGUGAGGUCUGGACCAUCAGCGUGCCUGCCAGCACGACAGGUGGCCGUGUUUGGGGCCGAACCAACUGCAACUUCGAUGGGAACGGCCGAGGACAUUGCCAAACCGGUGACUGUAAUGGGCAUCUGCAGUGCCAAGGCUACGGUUCAGCACCAAACACCCUAGCCGAAUACGGGCUCAACCAGUACAAUAACUUGGAUUUCUAUGACAUUUCCCUGGUUGAUGGAUUUAACAUCCCUAUGGACUUUAGUUCAACGAACGGUGGAUGUAAAGAGAUUAGAUGUACGGCUGAUGUCAAUGGCCAAUGUCCGGCCGAUUUGCGGGCCCCGGGAGGAUGUAACAACCCGUGUACCGUGUACAAGACGAAUAAUUACUGUUGCAACUCUGGGAGCUGCCGGCCAACCGAUAAGUCCAGAUAUUUCAAGGCUAGAUGCCCAGAUGCCUACAGUUACCCACAGGACGAUAGAACAAGCACGGUAGUGUUUACCUGUACUGGUAAUAGCAAUUACAGGGUUGUGUUUUGCCCAUAAUUAAUGACCCUCUGCUCUUUCUGUUUAUGUUUAUGUGUGAAAAAAUAAGAUCUUUGAGUUGCAGGUCUCAAAGACAUAAUAUAUUACCUAAAUAAAACUGCAAAUCUCAUGUGUUACUGUUUU